AUGACGGGGUACUUGUACGACUGUCAACUCCGCGACGAUGCCGUCCGCGUCCGUCGUCGUACCGGACAUGAAAAGAUCAAUGUCUGCUUCAAGCGCACGGUCAGAGUUCCGGACAACUCUGACACAUCUCAACUGCCUCCAGACCUGGGUAACUUUCCUCUCUACAAGGUUCAAGACUACGCGGAUUCCCUUUCCCCUGAAAUGGUCGCGAAAGGCGGAGUUUUCUUGCCCAUGUACCAACGCGAAGCAAUGUGGAUCAGCUUCACUGCCAACUCGCCCUUUGCCGUCAAGGUGUACGUCGGCUGCGUCAACGCCAUCUCUGGAGAAACUGCUGCCGAAGACGCUUCUACCAAAGCACGUCGCCAGCUCCGAAGAGCUCAGGGAAAACUUAUUCAGGAUUAUGUGACCGUCCCGGGUCAGCGCUGGCUGGACGGCAUCGCGUCUGGCAAUGGAGUAGUCAAGCAAUUCGUGGCCACGCGACCAGGUGAGGGAUAUACGGUCGAAGCACAAGUCACUGGUCACGAAGUACACGGGGGGCUGCAAGUUGAGAUCACUCCAGCGGUGGUGGGACCCUCUGGUAGCAUUCGAGUGUCGGUUGCUCUUCUCACUGGCAAAAAGUACGACGUCUGCGUUCCCUUGGACUCAACAUUCGGCUACCUUAAGAAAAUGAUGUACAAAAUCAUGGGCAUGCCGACUGCGACUCAGAAACUUAUCUAUCGAGGUGCACAGAUGUUAGAUGACCACCUGAUCGCUUCUUCUGGGCUAUGCGAAUGGGGGAGAGCAGUUGUUCUCAUGGAGAUAUUGAGGGGAGGAGGCUGGGCAGAGCCUCCGACAGCGAAGCCAGAAACCAAAGAGAUGGGCCUCGCUGCGGGCGGGAAGAUCAAGCAAGUGAUCGUAUAUGACGACCGGCCGGCAGAAAUGUGGCACAAGACCGCCACCGUUGCCUUCAACGUCCAGAUCCUGAACGCCAGCGCCUUUGAGAGUGUCACGGGUCUCCCACCCCCAGAAACGCCAAUCACCAUGGAAACCUACGCCGAGCUGGGCCUCCCGUUCUUCAAGCUGUACGAGGAGGAUCUGGGGGAUGUUGUCCACGGGCCACUCGACAAUGUCAAGUCGAUCGGGGAGAUGGAUGGCGUCGAAGACCCCAGCUUCGCCGUCCCGAUCAAGCCGCUCAACGACGACCCAGACCUAGCGCGUGGCAAAUCCAAGUCCAAGUCUCAGCAAGCCGACGCUGACGGGGUCAAGGCCGACGACGACAUCUCUAAUCCAGCAGGUCCGUUGAGCGACUUUCGUCCCCGCGCCGGACUAUUGCGAGAUUGCUGGGCGAGCCAGGGUCAUGCAUAUUAA
Fonsecaea nubica is the source of this 1347-nucleotide messenger RNA. RefSeq lists its product as hypothetical. The transcript is spliced from 4 exons. The record is from RefSeq and is a predicted model, not a curated record. Gene Ontology annotation, molecular function: protein binding. Lineage: Eukaryota; Fungi; Ascomycota; Eurotiomycetes; Chaetothyriales; Herpotrichiellaceae. The coding region runs from base 1 to 1347 and encodes 448 amino acids.